CUUUAUGUCCGCGGCAGGGCCACCAUCUGAGGUGUGCCAGCCUAGUGUACGACGACGACCUUUUUGUGUAUUGACAAAGGCUUACUGACAUACAGUACAGCACUGUAUAGGUAUCUCCUCUACAGGACCCCUGCACCUGGAGCAUUGAUUGCCACACAUUUUGAGAAACUGGCAUUUAUGAGGCAUUUGUACAGGAUGCUGACAGUCGGCACAGUGCACUGAGGGUGAGAGACAGCAGUCCAACGUCUUGACAGGCUGUUGAUCAUUUUACACCUUUUUUCCUUGCCACGUGGAGACUUUACGUCCAGUAUUGAGAACCACCAGAUAGUUGUUAUAUAGUGAAAGGGAGCGCUGUGACAUCAUCUUCCACUGAAACCAGGUGAUUUCACACUUCGGUAUAGUAAAGGUAGGAGACAUCAUACCUGAAAAGGUGUUGAACAGAGAAGUAGAAGUUAACAUAGGAUCAAAUGGAUGAUAGAGGACAGUCUGUUCCUUUAGAAGAAGCAGUUGAAGUGUUAGGAGCACAACUCGCGGGCCUGAGAGGAAAGUUUGAAGCAGAUCGACGACACACUGCCAGUCAGCUGAUACAGAAAGAUGAGGAGAUUAAAAGACUAACUCUUCAGUUGCAGCAGACCAAGAGUCAAGCGGAGCCACUACAAAAAGAAUUUGAAAGGCAGAGAACAUGUGGUCUUCUUUGGAGGGCUGUGGCACACAUCAAGAUGACGGAGCUAGCUAAAACAAGGCAGCAGUUUGUAAAUACCAGCGACCAACUGGAACACAAGACGGAGAUGAACCAACAGCUCUUGAAGCUACUUCAAGAUUCUGUGAAGUUCGUCGACGAGCUAAAAAAGACUUCCAGUGAAGACAAAGAAAAACUGGAAAGGGAGAAAGAAGAGCUGUCUUUGCAAGCAUGCCAGGCAGGAGAGAAUAACGACUUACUGAAGUCAAAGGUCGCGAGUCUUGAGCAGGUCAACGCCAAUCAGAAGUGCACCGUGGACGAGGUUGAAGAAGUAAGAGAAAAGUGGGACAGAGAAAGGUCGAUAAUGACAGACCAGGUGAAACUAAGCGAGGAAAAGGCCGACGCGUAUCGGGAAGAAAACGAACAACUGAAAACGAGCGCUAGAAAUCUUGAGAGGAAGAUAUACGUGUUGGAAGAGCAACUCAAGACAGCCAGAGGAAGUUGUAAUCAAGGGCAUGCGCACUAGAACGGCAGAAGCUGAGCAGACAGAACGCCUUCUUAAAGGAGAAAUAAUGGAGGAUGGAUUAGAAACACGGAUACUCAACCAAGAUAACAUGCAAUGAAGAAAUGAGGACGUCAGCAAGCCGUCAUCAGUAGAGAAGACCUUGAGGAGACUGUCAUCUCUUCAAUGACAACAUGUGCCUGGGCCCCUCUAGAGGAUCCCCAAUUGUGUUCUCUUCAUUUAACACUAGGUGGCGAACUGUGUAAUCAACAAUAAAAAUCAACAUCUAUUGCUUCCCGCAUGUGGCCGUCUGCCCUAAAACAAGAUUGUCGGUCGUAUUUUCAAACUAGGAGUGGGACUGUAGAGUGGUGUAGGUAGACAAUGACUUUCUUUGUUGUUCUCUUAUCCUAAGCUCUAUAUGCUAUUGCAUUGUAAUUUGGGCUAUAUCACACACUUUUAUAUGUUUAUUAUCAUUUAUUAACAGAACUAACUUUAUCGACGAAGAUGUUCACUGCAUUGCGUCUGCUUGCAUAGGGACGACAACUUGCAUUUAAUGUCUCCUUUUAAGCAGGAGUCGUGGGCCUUGACAGUUAUUUUUACUAUUAACAUACCAAAACUCUUCCCAAUAUAAAAGCUGAUAUAUCAUCUUUUAAAAUCUUUUAUCCCUAAAGAAGAUUGGUUUCUUACAAUGUGUAUUUUGAGUACAGAGAAAACUGUUAAUUUUCGUUUUCCGGAUUGGAUCUUUAUUGGGAAAGAUGUUCG
Molecule: messenger RNA, 1943 nt
Organism: Pomacea canaliculata
Lineage: Eukaryota; Metazoa; Mollusca; Gastropoda; Architaenioglossa; Ampullariidae
Product: uveal autoantigen with coiled-coil domains and ankyrin repeats-like
Exons: 12
Coding region: 468-1205 (245 amino acids)
Source: RefSeq, a predicted model, not a curated record